Molecule: messenger RNA, 1041 nt
Organism: Lodderomyces elongisporus
Lineage: Eukaryota; Fungi; Ascomycota; Pichiomycetes; Serinales; Debaryomycetaceae
Exons: 1
Coding region: 1-1041 (346 amino acids)
Source: RefSeq, a predicted model, not a curated record
AUGUACAGCAGGACUUUAAGCACAACUAUAGCAACUAAUUUACUCAAACAUCUACUGCGGAAUAAUGUAUCGCUUGCACGCACUCUAGCAACAAGAGGCACUAAGGUGAACUUACCUCACAACUCACGUAUCCCUCAUUUCCGACAACCAAUAGUCCCUUUUAAAAGCACUUCAGAAUUCGAUUUCAGAAAUUGGCCAGAUGAAGUUUCAGCUAUCCAUACCUCCUUGGGAUGGUUCUACAUCCAUGCUUUUUACAAUCAAUCGCAGAAAACUGCUGCCGACCUUAACGCCACAUUCGCACAACAAGGUUUCGAUCAAACCACCGAAAAGGAAGUGGUCCAAAACUUCAUAUUCGAAUGGUGCAAAUCGUAUACACCAGAAGACGUUCAAAAGCAAAGGUCGUUAUUGCGUAGUGUAAAGAACAAGAAAUUACUACUCGAAGAACAAGAAUUUAAGAAACAAACUAAUAUAAUGAAGUUGGACUUGAGAUCGAAAGAAGAAAAAAAGAUGGCUCGUGAAAAGGCAAAGGAGGAAAAACUUAAAAAACUGUUGGAACGCAAAAGAAAACAAGAAGAACUGGCUGCUUUUAAACAAGCAAUGAUUGCACAAGGUUUUGGUCCCCACCAGAGUGCACACUUGCGUUUUAGAUUUAAAAUCAAUCCAGAAACCAAAGAAGUUGAAGAUAUAAAAGGCGACAUAAUGUUAAGCAGAGUCCAAGGAUACUUUAUAAUUGAAAGAAUCCACGAGACGCAAAAUGUCUUUGAAAUAAGCAAAAUGACAUCUGCUCAAAAAAAUAAACAUUUCAAAAAUGAAUGGAAGACUCUUUCUUUGAAAGACAAGUACACAUGGAAAGAAAGAUACUCGGCUUUAUUGAAAUCCGGUAAAGACUUUUAUCGCGGAGAGAUCUUGCCUUUAGAAUCAAUGCUCGAAGAGAAAGCAGACGCAGAAGGGUACAGGCUUCGAAAAAACGGAGCUAUUGCCAAACCCAACAAAAAGAAAACUAUAUCUGAAAGUACAAAAAGCACUGAAGCAAAAGAAUAG